UUCUCGCUCCUACCUCGUUGACUUCUACAUUCACCUAAACCGAUCUUUUAUUGUCCAGAUGACUACAGUGGGCAAACUUCAAGCUGCACUGGCAGCCGCGACGAACGAAGUAACGAUCGCAGCCGCCAACCUCAACUUUGACUUCACUUUAGUGAAGUUCGAGGCCCCGCAAGAGUAUCAGCCGCUUGGAAACAUAUUGUCAACGAAACGAAAAGACAAUGCAGAACACGGCUCGACUCAUAUUCUAGCGAGACGGUUAGGUGCACUAUUCGAGGGCGUCUGCUCUGACACACCCAACCUCUUGGAAUCAUACGGUACCCGUGCAUCAGAGAUCGCGAAAGCGGCAAAGAGUAUAUCUGAACCGUACAUUGAUACACUUUUUGGUGAAUAUACGGGUAUAGAUGGAACGUCCAUCUGGGCUGCAGCAACUUCAUCAAAAUCCGCUCUUCACGUGCAUCUGCUGGCAUGUAUGCUUGCACGGAUGUGGACUGCCCCCGAAGCCAUUGCCAUUUGGGUAGAAUUGAUAGCCGAGCGAAAAAAGCACAUCGCUAACGAAAUGGAACGCGGCGAGCCAGUCAGAUUUUCACUGGCAGCGGCCACUGGACAAGACAUCACGCGUGCCCAGUUGGCAGCCUGGGACACAAGCGCAAGGGCCUGGCUUAGUACCGCUGAUACUGUACAAGGCCGCAAUCAGAAGCAACUGGAGUUAAUACUCAAGAAUAUCAAACUACCCGUGAACCAAGAUCUCAGCGUUUUCCCAAGCGUCAUCAAUGCCUGGUCUCUGGCUGUCGAAACUAUGGAGAAACUGCUAUCGGGUAUGCCACAAGCAGUGCAAAAUGGCGCAACGCUCUUAGGCUUGUCUGCUUGGCAUAUUUAUCCCGAUAUGACCAUCUUCAGUCCUAAGCUCGUGACUGUCAAGAUGGACGAUCCGCUUGUUGCUGUAGGCGGUGUUCUAUCGCUAGGUCUUUCAGCUACGCCUCGAAUCGCUGACGAUGAUCAUGGUGUGUACUGGUCUCUUUCUCUAGCGCAACUCCGACAUUAUGGACGGCCAGUGAAGAGCGAACGAGCCUUGGGAAACUCGUCACAAAUAUCUAUCAAGCAACUUCAGCUUGUCACUUUCUCGGCACUACUUUCGAUGUGGGGUUGUUCCGAAGCGCAAGGAGAUCUUAAUGCAGAAACUGUGGUUUCCAUGGUAGACUACAUCAUUGGUAGUAAACAUGGUAGCGUGGCAGACCGUCAACUGCUAAGGUGGCUUCGAGAUAGCGCUUGUGCGUACCUGAAUCGUGCGACACAUGAUAUUGACUUGAACAUCAAGUUGAUAAGGCUUGGUCGUAGAAGAGCCGAACGAUUCUUCGAAGACUAUGAGCCUGAAGACCCUGUGACAGCUGAUCAUUCUAAUUACUUCUUCAACAUUCUGGAUCAGCUCGUAUUUAUGCGAGUUUUGAAAGACGACGACGCUCGAGUAGCUUACUUACGCCAUAUGGCAAGCGAGAUGAGCACCAGCUCAACUCUUCCAGAUGACUUUAUCAUACGUUGUGCACAUCAGAUCCAGGUUUCAAACAACACAUCUCAACCGUCUCUUGAUAACCACGACUGUGGCCGCAGUUCUCGCUCAGAAACGUCUCAGCUCAAUGAACCCUCCAGCCGGUCGUCCACUCGCUCAUCGCAACAACGGCAAACGCCACCCGGGGCUGCCUACCAUUCCAAGCAGGAAGAUAGAGGUGUUAGCGACGAUCGCCAGCUUCAAAAUCUCGCGCAGUCACCCACGAACAGCAGCGCAGGAGAUGAAGAUAGUGACGUCUAUGAGUCAGCAGUUGAGGAAUUGACAGAUGAUAUUGAAAGCUGUAACACUGGCGACAAGAGGGGUGAGAUAUCUGGUAGAGGCGAAAAUGCAAAAGAAGAAGACAGUGAAACAGAAGAGAAAGGAUACAACAAGGAAGAAUAUAAUGGAGGAGAAGUGUGGGACGAGGAAGGAUAUAGUGAAGAUGAAGAAUAUAGCGAAGAUGAAGAAUAUAGCGAAGAGGAGGAAUACGACAAAGAGGAAAGACACAAUGGAAACAAGCGACCACCUUCCACCAACACAGUUCACGUCUACUCGUUUGCCACAGCAAUCCCUUGUAAAGCUCUAGACGAGACGCUAGUUCAUUCAAGAUGGCUGCCGUAUCAAUUUCGUGAUGGCAUUCCGCCAGAGGGAGAAACAGUGACUUUCACCGCGGACGAGAUCUUUAGCUCAUGGGAUGAUUGUGUGCAAAUUGUCGCGGCGAAGGAGCCAGAGACGUACACGUAUCACGUAGUCUUUGGAGACCCAGAUAAAGUGGCACUGUAUGUGCGCCGAAAGCCAGGAGCACCAUAUUCACUCGAUUACACUGUCAAACUACAUCAUUUGCAGUGGUGCAUCGAACACAAGAUGAUUGACCCCUCCAUGCUGCUUCAGAAGCUGGUAUAUCCGUAUGGCGGGGGCGGUGCGCUGAGGCGAGUUCUCUACGUCUUGUCGGGUGUUGCAGCUAUCUACGAGGACAUGCCUGAUGCAACAAUUGACAUUGGAAUCCUCAAUCGUCCGUUGCUUAGAACACGAUGGGCAAAAGACCUGGUCGGUAGAUUUGACCUCAGGGUACCUGCUAUGAAAUCGGAGGCAGCACUCGCGUUUUCUGUAAUCUCAUACUUUGAGUCUGGAAUACACGAUGUGGCUCCGGACCAGUUAGACGGUGUUAUCGCCAUUUCAUCCACGAACUCGUUGUUUGUAUCUGGUCCCAUAGUCCAAGAUCCAUACGAAUCCAUUUUGAACCCAUUCAGUGUACGCAAGAUACUUGGAAACGUGGGCAAACCUGGACUCACUUUCUUGCUUCCACCGCAGGAUCCAAUGACGCGUGAGUUUGAUCCUACUAGUUGGAGGUUGGACUCACACCUUCCCUUUGAUGGAAAAUUCGUACGCUCGUUUGAAGGCACUUCCGUCCAUCUAUCUUUUACCGAAUAUCACGUCCAAAUGUACGAUGGUUCACGCGGGGCGCACGACAACCAGAUGUCAUUUUUGGAAUCUGUUAUCUCUGUGCGAGACAACGGACAAUGGGUUGCUGAUGUAGAUCCGCUGCCUGUUAUUGAUAGAGGGUAUGGCCAUGAAAUUCGGAAGCUUCCGCCUCAGCUCCCAUGCUCCCACGAGAAAGGAUCGCAACCAAACACAGAUAUAACAGCUGUCGACAGCUGGGACGAGCUACUCGACAAACCCGACGGUAUAUUUGUAAUUAGGACUGGUGACAACUGGGUUGCAAGACUUGCAGCCACCCUGGUCGCUUCUGAGCGUAUGAAGACAAAGUCAACGUCCUACGCCAUUACAGUGUGCCCACCUGAUACUUGCUGGGUGUGUAUGCAACAAUCGCUUUCAAAUCACGUGUAUGUUUUCUGAGUUUGGCAAAAAGGUGGGGAAGUGAAGGAUUUAGUGAUUCGUUGAGCUGUCGCUUCUCAGCAAUCCUGUGUAUAGCAUGACUAAGAACACAGAACUCAGUUCCAAGGUUCAUAAUGAGCAUUCCUCUUUUUUGUUGUACUUUCCAUGUGUAACAGGCUAAAAAGAUCAUAUUGGGUUUGAUCUGCAGGUGGGGAACGGGCAGCAGAUAUAUUUUCGACAUUUGAGAUAUCGGUACGCCUCGGACUUGGUUAACCUCUGGUAUUGACCACCC
Dothidotthia symphoricarpi CBS 119687 is the source of this 3671-nucleotide messenger RNA. RefSeq lists its product as uncharacterized. Lineage: Eukaryota; Fungi; Ascomycota; Dothideomycetes; Pleosporales; Dothidotthiaceae. The record is from RefSeq and is a predicted model, not a curated record. Bases 59 to 3400 code for a protein of 1113 amino acids. The transcript has 2 exons.